AUGUCGCGCAUUUCUUGGUCGCGCAAUUCUCUGAAAAAAAUGGACGUCUCGUCCAUCAAGGAUACGACUGGAAUCCUGGAGCUGUUGGAGGUGGUUGGCCAAGGAACGUACGGUCAGGUGUACAAGGGUCGAUACGUUCUGUCUGGUGACACUGUGGCUAUUAAAGUGAUGAACGUCAGAGGGGCUGCGCAGGAGGACCUGAAAGCCGAGAUCAACCUGCUGAGGAAAUACUCUCACCAUCGGAACAUCGCCACCUACUGCGGCGCUUUAAUCAAGAAGACCCCCAUGGAGGACCAUCUGUGGUUGGUGAUGGAGUUCUGCGGUGGAGGUUCGCUUGCCAGUCUGAUCAAGAGCACCAGAAAGAAGUCUCUGAAGGAGGAGUGGACGGCCUACAUCAGCCGAGAAAUCCUGCGGGGUCUGUCGCAUCUCCACAAGUACAAAGUCAUCCACAGAGACAUCAAGGGCCUGAAUGUGAUGCUGAACGAGAAGGCCGAGGUUAAACUGGUGGAUUUCGGGGUGAGCGUGCAGACAGACAGCACCCUGUGUCAGAGCAACACCUUCAUCGGGACGCCCAACUGGAUGGCGCCGGAGGUCAUCGACUGCCAGAAGGAUCCCACAUCCAGCUACGACUGCAAGAGUGAUAUCUGGUCUUUGGGCAUCACCGCUAUAGAGAUGGCAGAAGGAGCACCACCUCUGGGUGACCUUCACAUGAUGAAGGUUCUGCAGAUGAUCGUGAACAAUCCCUCUCCGACUCUCCAGCAGAAGAAAUGGUCCAGCAGUUUCCACUCCUUCGUUAAGGAGUGUCUGAUCAAAGAGCCGGCCGAGCGUCCGAGCGCGGAGAACCUGCUCAAUCACGAAUUCAUCAGCAGCGUCACCAACAUCAGAUACGUCCGCCAUCAGAUCGUGGAUCACUGGAAGCGUAAGAAAGAAAAUAAUGACCACGGUGAUGACGAGACGUCGGAGGAGGAGGGUGAUCAGAAAUCGAAGGAAGAACCUAAAUGCCAAUUAAAGGAGCAUCCGAGAAAAGCGCAGCAGCAGCAAAACAACAAACAACCUAAACUGCAUAAGCAGCAACGUAAACAACACAAACACCAGCAGCCUGGCGUGAAACGACCCCUGAAACCAGCCGAAAAGGGAGUCGACUGUUACCCCAGGCCUAACCCAUUAAGCCCCGACGCAAAAUGCAAACAAUAUUGCGGUCGACCACGAGGAGGCUCAACUCCAUCCGUGCCUGAAAUCCAGAUUUCACCUCAAUCUGAGAAUCCGGUCCCCGCCUGUGUGAGCGCCAGCCGAGCACGGAGCCCAAGUCCAUGUUCACCAAUGCACAACCUCAAACUGAUGAGCCAGGCCUGGGCUGGGGAAUUCAAACCGCGCUCUGUGUCGCUUUCCCCCCGCCGCAGGCUGGUGGUGGACGAGAACGCGAACGGCUUGUUCCAGGUCCUCAGGAUCUGCAUCUCCAAGUGGUUCAGACUCCUGCAGCCUCUCCAGUUCUCCCUGCGGUUCAGAUUACUUAAACUCUCCCUUCAGUCCAGGACGUUCAAACUCUCCCUUCAGUCCAGGACGUUUAAACUCUCCCUUCAGUCCAGGACGUUCAAACUCUCCCUUCAGUCCAGAUAA
Messenger RNA from Trichomycterus rosablanca, 1617 nucleotides. Its product is annotated as traf2 and NCK-interacting protein kinase-like. NCBI's taxonomy places the organism in Eukaryota, Metazoa, Chordata, Actinopteri, Siluriformes, Trichomycteridae. Gene Ontology annotation, biological process: neuron projection morphogenesis; MAPK cascade; regulation of MAPK cascade. Gene Ontology annotation, cellular component: cytoplasm. The record is from RefSeq and is a predicted model, not a curated record. The transcript has 14 exons. Gene Ontology annotation, molecular function: ATP binding; protein serine/threonine kinase activity. The coding region runs from base 1 to 1617 and encodes 538 amino acids.